Messenger RNA from Gamsiella multidivaricata, 1014 nucleotides. RefSeq names its product Golgi phosphoprotein 3-domain-containing protein. The transcript is spliced from 3 exons. The coding region runs from base 1 to 1014 and encodes 337 amino acids. Gene Ontology annotation, cellular component: cytosol; trans-Golgi network; Golgi cisterna. Gene Ontology annotation, molecular function: phosphatidylinositol-4-phosphate binding. Lineage: Eukaryota; Fungi; Mortierellomycota; Mortierellomycetes; Mortierellales; Mortierellaceae. The record is from RefSeq and is a predicted model, not a curated record. Gene Ontology annotation, biological process: Golgi organization; Golgi to plasma membrane protein transport; Golgi vesicle budding.
AUGUCAUCUGCAGGAGGACUCUCGAGGCGACGCGGCGGUGGCGGUGGUGGAGGAGGAGAGGAUUCGGCCUAUUCAACACCUGCAAACUCCUCAUCGGGACCCAAUACAGGAAAUGGCAGGAACCAGAGUUUUCAUCGCCUGUCUAGCUCAGAUGCUAAAGUUGUCGCUGACCCGAGGGAUCUGCAGAUGGAGGACGAGAAUAAAACCCAGCCGAAGUUGACGUUGAUGGAGGAGGUGUUGCUUCUAGGUCUCAAAGAUAAGCAGGGCUAUCUCUCGUUCUGGAACGACAAUAUCUCCUACACCCUGCGAGGCUGCAUUUUGAUGGAGCUAGCCUUCCGUAACCGCAUCGCCAUGGUCAAGGACCCUAAUCGCCGCAAAUACCCCCUUGCCGAUCGCUAUAUCGAAGUCGUGAGCGAGAAACUAACAGGCGAAGUCUUGCUGGACGAGGCAUUGAAGAUGAUUGGAUCGACACCAGAGAGAAUGAGCGUAGGUCAAUGGAUCGAUCUUAUGAGUGGCGAGACUUGGAAUGUGAUGAAGAUCGGCUUCCAAUUGAAGCAGGUGCGUGAGCGUCUAGCAAAGGGUCUGGUUGACAAGGGUGUGCUCCGGACAGAGAAGCGGAACUUCCUCAUCUUCGACAUGGCAACACACCCCGUCACAGAUUCGGCCGUCAAGGAGGAGGUCGUCAAGAGAGCUUGUACAGCCCUGAUCUCGCGGAAUAACGGAUCGGCACCAAGUCUCACGGACCGGGAAUCACCUAUUGCAUACCAGCAACUCCGCACGGUGGCCAUGGUCUGUGCAGCUUAUGCGGCGAACGUGCUCGAGAAUGCGCUCCUGUAUCUGAACCAUGAGAUGCGCGAGCGCGCUUAUACCAAGGUCGAAGAGCUCCUCAACGAUUAUAGCACUUUCCCCUUUGGAUCUUCGGCCUCGAAGAACGAGACUACUGGCAAGGAUCUGCAGAUGGAGGUUAUUGCAGCGGUGCUGAACGUAUUUACCAAAAUGGACAGCAUUAUAUAG